Molecule: messenger RNA, 1963 nt
Organism: Drosophila yakuba
Lineage: Eukaryota; Metazoa; Arthropoda; Insecta; Diptera; Drosophilidae
Product: splicing factor 3B subunit 4
Exons: 2
Coding region: 1467-1952 (161 amino acids)
Source: RefSeq, a predicted model, not a curated record
GAGGAAAUCCUUCUUAUGUAGCGAAAAAAUCAUGAUAAAAUCGAAAAAAGGACUCCGGAUUUCGGGAAUAUGGGCGGUGCACGUACCACGCCCCCACUGGCUUCAUAGCUUUAGUUCCGCGACAAACGCAAUUAAGUUGGGUGGCUAUGCAUGUCGUGGGUGCGUUUCACGCGCAGAGGCGUCAUCAUGACAACAAUUCCUUCCCACCCGGCAGCAGUGCAUCCAAUUGGAAGGACAUAGCUCUCGCACAUCCAGGACAUGCAUAAGUUAAUUAGCUCCGGCAUCCAGAAAGUGCACACCUAUCGCAGGUGGCAGGUGGCAAACGGCGGGCGGCGGACAGUGGAAUGUGUGAUGGAGCAGAAGCUGGACAAACAAAAUCAAUGAACGUACAUAAUAGAGGUUGAGCAGGAUGUUGGACGAGGUCCUUCCGCCGCUUUAACGAUGUUAAACUUUCAGAGCCACUCAAAAUGUGUUGCAUUACGAGUGAAUUUCCGCUUCCGUUUGCGUCAGCAGCGGUGGCAAAUUAAGUUUGCAGCUAAAGUUGGGUAGUUGGGUUACAGCCAAGUGCCUCUAUCCACAAAUACUCAAAUACUGCAGCACAAAUACUACGGCAUGCUUGUCAAUCUUUUGUCAAUUAACAAGCCGGAGGCAGGAUAAUUGCAUGUGGGUUGAAAUCAGAUUGCUUUUUUGGCACAAUGCAAAAUUACUCGACCUGCAAGCCAGAGCCACUGGAGUUUGUCAUCAGAUUGUUUGUUGAAUGUCACACGAACAAUUACAAAUCUAUCUAUCUAUUGUGCGAAAUGCCAACAAAGGACACACACGAUUUGACUUUAAAGUGCGCUCAAUAUAUGCACUCAAUAUAUGCAAAUCGAUAACAAAAUGCGCUUUAAACAUAAAACAAAUACGCAAGUUUAGAGAAGUGCAAUAUUAUCAUUAAGAUAUUGGUGGUUCUGUCUAAAUAUUAUAUUAUUAUAUAUAGGUCACUUCUCCAUUUAAGAGCAGGCAUAUGUUGAUUCUUGUGUAACGAUGUUGGAGUAGUAGGAAGUAACAGAAGAUGGUAUGCGAAAAUAUUUGCAUGUCCUGUGGAGCAGGAAAAAGACACUUAAACGAGAGGAAAAACAGCUUGACAUUGACAUUGGAAGAGCCAAAGGAAGGAAGCGAAGAGAGAGUGAGUCGCAGCCAGGACAUCGAGAGCUUUGCGAGCUCUCUCUCUCUUUAUCUCUCUCUCUCGGAGCGAUAUAAAAGCCACAUCCUGGCGAGUCCAGGCUGCAUUUGCCAACAAAUCGCGAAAGGGGCAGGACGAGCCCAGCUUCGACCUUCGAGUCCAAACGGCACGCGUUUCAUUCUCGGUUAUUUGUUUGUGUUCCGAAGAUACCCAUGUAGUUUAAACCCAAUGUUGGCUAACAUGCCUGGCCAGAAGGAGCAGCCCCAUCCGAUGCGUAGACCCAUUAGCCAGCUAACACACCAUGUUCUGGACGGCGGUAGCCUCCUCCACACUCUCCUCCAACAGCGCCGAGAGCUCGGCGGGAUUGGCCAGUGCGGCGCCCAGCUACCAGCAGCAGCACACGAAGCCAUCGCCACUGCGAGCAUCCACCAGCAGCUGGCAGCUUAGCAAUGCAGCAUUCAAGUCGCGCCUGCAACAGCAACAGCUACUGCAGCAGCACCAGCAACAGAUACAGCAGCAGCAGCAGCACGAGCAGCAGCAGCAACAGCAACAGGAGCAUCAGCAACAGGAGCUGCAGCAACAGCAACAACAGCAACAGCAGCAGCAAUCUCAGCAGCAACACGAGAACACAUCCCAGCAGGAAGUGCAACCGAGUAGGGAGGACAACAGACGGGCGGUGGGGCAAAAGACCAAGCUUCAGACAGCGAACAUCAAAAAGAAAAUCAGUCCCAAGAGUGAGAGUAAAAUAUUCAAAGCGUUCACCUCCUGCAAGUGCACCCAAAAGUAGGAGUUGGUUCA